AUGCUGUGUGAGCGCUAUGUGUACUGGAGCAGCGGGCUGCUGAUGAUGCUACGCUGUACUGUAGCUAGCUUCUAGCUCACAUAGAUGCUCUCCCCUCCCCUCCCCUCUCCUUCCCUUCCUCUCAUCCCUUCUUCUCUUCCCUUCCUCUCCCUUCCCAGGAGGUGACCUUGAGGCCUGUCCUCUGUUAUCAGGGAGGGUGGGGGAGAGUGGGGGAAGGUAUCGGCUGCCGAGGGCCUGCUGGAAAUCUGAUCAAGGCUACAGUGUCCCCACCCUUUGAUAUGCCUCUGGGAGGGAGGCUGCUACUGCUAUUGCUGCCGCGAUGGCUGCAAUGGAAUCUGAUGCUAGAGUAUACUACUGUACUGUUGCUAAUAAUGUAUAUUUGUCAAGAACGAACAAUUAAUAUAUUGUAAUUCAUGCCCUUAUUGAGUGAACCAGUUUGCUCUUUAAUUCUUUUAUACUGUAUUUUCAGUCAGUACAGUAUAAUAUUUUGAAUUUCAGCAUUCGAUUUGAAGUGUUAUCUAUGACUUGAUAAUUACAGAUAUAUUAAUUUGCUACUAUUUUGAUCAGCCCAGAUUGAUUUGAGGAAGAGGUCUGUCCAUUAUCUGUGUAUUUGUACUUUGUGUGUGUGGUUUGAUUGGAGUUGGAGUAUGUCUCCCUUCUGUAUCCCUUGUGGGCAUCUUGAGUCUAGUGGGCUUCUGUCCAACCUCCAGAGAGAGAUGCCUGUUAUGGAUGAUGUGGAGAGGGAGAGAGAGAGAGAGAAAGAGAAGGAAAAAUACAAACACCCUUGCCUUGUUAGCACUAAUACUCACACUUGUCUUAUCCUACUACUACUGACUUUGCUGAUAACUUCUUCAUUAAGGAAAAAUGUACUUACUAUGAGUUUGAGAGAGAGAGAGAGAGAGAGAGAGAGAGAGAGAGAGAGAGAGAGAGAGAGAGAGAGAGAGAGAGAGAGAGAGAGAGAGAGAGAGGUGACAUAAUGUAAUGACACAUGAACCUCGCUGUGUCUCUGUGUCUCUAGAGACUGGGGGCCGAGGAGGCCACUGAUCUGAUCCAGGAACAGAUGGGCCGUUUGGGUAACAGAGCCUAACCCAGCACCGCUCACCGCUCCUGAGGGAGAUCACCCUGUGGUGUAGCAUGGCUCUCACCCACACAGAUCUACAGGAAGAAGUCAGACUCACCCCCACAGCUCUAGAGGCAGGAGUCAGACACUCACACAGCUCUAGAGGCAGGACUGAGACUCACACACAUAGCUCUAGAGGCAGGACCGAGACUCACCCACAUAGCUCUAGAGGCAGGACAGAGAUUCACCCACACAGCUCUAGAGGCAGGAGUCAGACUCACUCACACAGCUCUAGAGGCAGGAGUCAGACUUACCAAGCUAGCAUUAGAGACAGGAGUCAGACUCACCCAGCUAGCUUUAGAGGCAUGGUUAAUAAUCACCAAGGCUUCUAGAGGCAGGACUCACAUGCUAUUCCAGUCUUCUAUGGGGGCAAAGCACUGAGACUCACCGAAACGCUUUGAUGCAGGUUAAGACUCAAAUUCAACCUGUCAAAUCAAAUCCAAUCAAGCUUUAUUUAUAUAACACAUUUCAGACAUGGAUGCAAUGCAAAGCACUUCACAGGAAAAUAAACAUACGUAAAAUAUUUACUACACAACAAACAUCAGAGGAUAGAAAACUAAAUAAUAACAAUAAAAACUUAAAGAAUAAAAAUCACCCUAAGGAAAAGCAGAGCUAAAAAUGUGUGUUUUAAGAUCCCUUUUAAAUAUGUCCACAGUUUCGGCCGCCCCUCAGGUUCUCUGGCAGGCUAUUCCAGAGGCUGGGGGCAUAUAACUAAAGGCUGCCUCUCCAUGCCUCUUGGUCCUAGGCUUUGGGAUAGUUAAAAGGCUAGUGCCAGAGGACCUUCGGGACCUACUGGUUACAGUGCCUUGCAAAAGUAUUCAUCCCCCUUGGCGUUUUUCCUAUUUUGUUGCAUUACAACCUGUAAUUUAAAUGGAUUCUUAUUUUGAUUUCAUGUAAUGGACAUACACAAAAUAGUCCAAAUUGGUGAAGUAAAAUUUAAAAAAUAACUUGUUUCAAAAAAUUCUAUAAAAUAAAUAACGGAAAAGUGGUGCGUGCAUAUGUAUUCACACCCUUUGCUAUGAAGCCCCUAAAUAAGAUCUGGUGCAACCAAUUACCUUCAGAAGUCACAUAAUUAGUUAAAUAAAGUCCACCUGUGUGCAAUCUAAGUGUCACAUGAUCUAUCACAUGAUCUCAGUAUAUAUACAUCUGUUCUGAAAGGCCCCAGAGUCUGCAACACCACUAAGCAAGGGGCACCACCAAGCAAGCGGCACCAUGAAGACCAAGGAGCUCUCCAAACAGGUCAGGGACAAAGUUGUGGAGAAGUAUAGAUCAGGGUUGGGUUAUAAAAAAAUAUCUGAAACUUUGAACAUCCCACGGAGCACCAUUAAAUCCAUUAUUAAAAAAUUGAAAGAAUAUGGCACCACAACAAACCUGCCAAGAGAGGGCCGCCAACCAAAACUCACGGACCAGGCAAGGAGGGCAUUAAUCAGAGAGGCAACAAAGAGACCAAAGAUAACCCUGAAGGAGCUGCAAAGCUCCACAGCGGAGAUUGGAGUAUCUGUCCAUAGGACCACUUUAAGCCGUACACUCCACAGAGCUGGGCUUUUCGGAAGAGUGGCCAGAAAAAGCCAUUGCUUAAAGAAAAAAAUAAGCUAACACGUUUGGUGUUCGGCAAAAGGCAUGUGGGAGACUCCGCAAACAUAUGGAAGAAGGUACUCUGGUCAGAUGAGACUAAAAUGGAGCUUUUUGGCCAUUAAGGAAAACGCUAUGUCUGGCGCAAACCCAACACCUCUCAUCACCCCGAGAACACCCUCAUCGGCUGGGACUGGGAAACUGGUCAGAAUUAAAGGAAUGAUGGAUGGCUCUAAAUACAGGGAAAUUCUUGAGGGAAACGUGUUUCAGUCUUCCAGAGAUUUGAGACUGUGACGGAGGUUCACCUUCCAGCAGGACAAUGACCAUAAGCAUACUGCUAAAGCAACACUUGAGUGGUUUAAGGAGAAACAUUUAAAUGUCUUGGAAUGGCCUAGUCAAAGCCCAGACCUCAAUCCAAUUGAGAAUCUGUGGUAUGACUUAAAGAUUGCUGUACACCAGCGGAACCCAUCCAACUUGAAGGAGCUGGAGCAGUUUUGCCUUGAAGAAUGGGAAAGAAUCCCAGUGGCUAGAUGUGCCAAGCUUAUAGAGACAUACCCCAAGAGACUUGCAGCUGUAAUUGCUGCACAAGGUGGCUCUACAAAGUAUUGACUUUGGGGGGGGGGGGGGUGAAUAGUUAUGCAUGCUCAAGUUUUCUGUUAUCUUUUUCUUAUUUAUUGUUUGUUACACACACAAAAAAUAUUUUGCAUCUUCAAAGUGGUAGGCAUGUUGUGUAAAUCAAAUGAUACAAACCCCCCAAAAAUCCAUUUUAAUUCCAGGUUGUAAGGCAACAAAAUAGGAAAAAUGCCAAUGGGGUGAAUACUUUCGCAAGCCACAGUACAUAACUAAAAAGCAUGUCUGACAUGUUUUGGGGUGCAUAAACGUGGAUUGAUUUAAAAACCAAUAGAAGAAUCUUUAAAUUAAUUCUAAAACGCAUAGGCAGCCAGUGCAGACACUUAAAACCGGUGUAAUGUGUUCUUUCUGUCUGGUCUUGGUCAGUACCCUUGCUGCAAAAUUCUGUAUGUUUUGCAGUUGACCAUUGGCUUUCUUGGGUAGACCAGACAAGAGAGCAUUACAGUAGUCAAGCCUGCUUGUAAUAAAAGCAUGGAUGAGUCUCUCUGUAUCAGCCUGAGAGAGAAAUGGCCGCACCUUGGCAAUGUUCCUCAGGUGGUAAAAAGCUAUUUUGGUCACAUUCCUAAUGUGUGAUUCGAAGAGGCAGGACUUUCAGACUCAUCUCGCUCUUUGAGGCAGGACAUUGAGUGUGAUCAAGGCACAAAUAUAUUUGGAUAACUCUAAAGUGGCAAAAUGCCUGGUACAGAACUGUUGCUGACAAAAUAGCCCUACAUUUGUUUUUACAUUAUGUUGAAUGCUUCUUGUUGUUUUUUCAGAGCCAUUUUAGGCCCAAGUUAUUUAUUGGAACUCUAUAGUUAGUGUUUUGCUGUUUGUGUUGUUGUAAGACCAACCCAUGACUUUGGAGAUGUCUAUGCUUUCUUUCAGCCAUCAAUGAGUUCCCUGAGGAUGUCUUCACCACCUACCAGCGCACCAGAGGAGCUGUCCUGCUGCACAUAUUUGCGGUAGGAGAUGGAUGUGUGUGUGUGCUAAACUCCAUGUGGUUCAGUAAAUCAGGCCUGUGUUGUUGACUGUGUGUGUAUGUGCAUGCUUGCAUAUAUGCGUGCAUGUUUCUAGCUUACAUGUGUGUUCGUCCGUGCAGACAUUUUUGGACAAACGAUGACCCUGCUGUGAUGUACUGGUCCGUAGGCACUACUAGGCAGUAUGUUAUCUUCAGUCCUGACGUCUUCAUCUGGGAUAAGUGGUGUGGCUCUGUGAUUGACAGUUUUAUGACAAUUAUAAAUACUCUGUGUCAUUGUUUGUGAUAUGUUAUCUUCCUGUUAUGUGAUGUCCUGGGCUGUGCUGUGAACAACAAGGUUUGGUUUGUACCUAGGCUCAGCGCCCCCUGGGCAGGCCAUCACAGCCUUACACAACAAAAGGCACAUCAAACAUGCAGCCUCAGUUGACUCUCCUCUUUCUUUGGGGGGAAAGACUACUUUGUGAGGGCAGGAUAGAGGAUAGCAGGAUGUGUGUACAGUGAGGCUGAUAUAAUUGCGUCUAUUCUAACUCAGUGUUGUUGUAUAGUAGUGUUCAUUUUGCACAGCACUAUAUCCUCUUUAACCCUCUCUCUCUCUUUUUUCUUCUUCUACCUCUCUCCCGCUUUCUCUCUCUCUCUAUCUCUCUCACUUUUAUACCCCCCUGUCUCUCUCUCUCUCUCUUUUUUUCGACACCCUAUCUCUCUCUCCUCGCUCGCUCUCUAUCACUCUCUCUCUGUCUUUCUCAGGCCCUCUACAUGUUUCUGGCCUUGGCCAUCGUCUGCGAUGACUACUUUGUGAUGUCGUUGGAGAAGAUCUGUGAGGUGGGUGAAUUGGGGUCCUAUAACAACCUCCUCUAGGUCAUAAAACUCCUUCCUCUCCCCACGUUAUUGACGUGUUGAUGUGAUGUGUUUGUGUUUUGAUGUUUGAUGCAUGAGGCUUCAGUGUGAGAUUGUGCUUCCUCCCUCUGUGUGUCUGUCAGAAACUGGACCUGAGUGAAGACGUGGCAGGAGCUACUUUCAUGGCUGCUGGCAGCUCAGCACCAGAGCUGUUCGCCUCAAUUAUAGGUGAGAUUGGCUUAUACUCUCUCACACUAACACACUUACAGUAUAUACUGUACAAGUGCAAACAUUCUCACAUACAAGCAGGUGAAAUACAGUCAGUAGUAUGUAGACUGUAUGUUCAAUGCACUACAUUGGUAUAUAGGUUUCAGAUCAAUGUUGAGGCGAUCAUAUUGGGAUGAUAACUGCCUCUCUCUUUCCCACUCUCUCUUAAUCUCUCUUUCCCUUUUUCUUUCUGUCUCUCUCUCUCUCACCUCCCCCCUUUCUCUCUCUUGCUCUCGCUCCCCUCCCCCCUUUCUCUCUCUUGCUCUCGCUCUGUCCUCCCCCUCACUCUCUUUCUCCUUCUCUCCUGAAGGUGUGUUCAUCACUCAUGGAGACGUGGGUGUUGGAACCAUAGUGGGCUCAGCAGUGUUCAACAUUCUAUGCAUCAUCGGUGUGUGCGGAAUCUUCGCUGGACAGGUGUGUGUGUGUGUGUGUGUGUGUGUGUGUGCGUGCGCGUGAGCGUGACCCCCAUGUGCCUCAGUCUGUAUUGUUGCACACUGCCAGAAGGGGACCAUUGUGUCAAUCACAAAUUACACUCACAUGCUACAACACAUGCUAUUUUAUGCCCCAAAUAACACAUUCAGUAUUAGAUGUAUACAGGCCUGGGUCAUUCCACCAUUUCACCUAAUUGUAACACUCUGUCAUAAAGAGCACAUGUUCAACUUCAUUAAAAAAAACAUGUUUUCCCAUCUCAAGAGGUUAAAUAAAAAAAUUACUAUAGUUAGUGCCUGUUAAGUGCCAAAUAAGGUAACAAGGUUGACAGUAACAGGUUUGAUGAUUUCUUCUUAAAUCAGCCAUAAAUCCCCCUUGUGAUAGGUGGAAUGGAAGCUUGUUGUGUGCAGAAGGGAGGGGCAAUUGAACGCAAGCUUCACAAUUUAUUUUUUGUGUUAAAACAUUUCUAGCCUUUGUAUUUAUGGGUAACAGUGUUGACGUGUUAUGCUCGACCCACUCAGUUUUCUUCCACAAAACAGUGGCCAAAAAGAGUAGAACCAGCUCACCUGCUUUUACACUAUGAUUUGACUAUUAGAUGUCCAAUGUUUCUUUUGAAAAAAAAUAUUUAAAAGGAAUAUUGAAACGAGAGUUCAGUUCAGACGUAAAUGAAUCACUAAUCACAAAAAGUCAAUUAUAAUCUUCAGAAAUGACUUUGUCAAAGCAACAACAUAACUAGGGCUUUGCAAUAAUGGUGAAACUUGAAGAAAUGUGGGGAUUAAGUGGGUUAAAAUCCUUUUUAGCAAGCCUUUAUUCAUAUAUAUAUUUAUAUUUUUAAGAUUAAAGAUUUAUUGAAUUAUCCAUGUGGUCUAUAUUAAAGGGCACUUCAUUUAUUAUAACAAGCUUUUAAAAUUCAAUAUUGGUGCACAAUUUCUACUUAAAAUAUCAAAGGGACGCAAAAGGCACUCUUUUCGUGGAACGACCUGCCUACUGUAUUACACACAUUUAGUUUUGCUUCCUUUUGUGUACCAGGCAGAUGCCCCCAUUAUAUUUUAUUGGUUGCCAAAAACAACUUAAACUGACAGGAUUAUGUCAUCAUGUUUUUAAACUGUGUUUUGUCUGAUAACUGCUACAGAGCAAAAAGCCAUACUGGUCUGGUUGUGUUUAAAGUGCUGCCUGCAGCCUUAAAGACUCUCAACUGCUUUUGACAGGACAAGCGAGCACAGUCCUGUCACUAGUUGUCACUAGUUACCACAAUCACAAAGUCGAAAUUGGCUAUAUUGCCAAAAUUCAUUUAAAAAAAAGAGCCUUUUGGUCUUAAUUCAAACUCCAGGUAGCAGAUAAUGGACUCUAACAUGUAUUUAUGUAGUUUGGCGCUGUAUAUUAACUAAUAUACAUGGGUUUUGUUAGUUUACAAUUGUAUCAUUUAUGCUCCCUGCAUAUAAAAACCACGGAGACUGCCGGAAAGCAAGAUUGUAAUUUCUAUGACUCACACUGUGGAGGAACAUAUUGUGUGUAGCCUACUGUACAUGGUAAGCUGUAAGUGGCAGUUCACUUUUUAGUAUGGAAAACGGCUGUGAGGAUUUUUCUACAAUAUUCAGAACAUAUUUCAUCAAUUACAUGUGGAAAUACGUAUUUGAGUGAACAUUAGCAAGCCAGCAGCAGAUGAAUCAUAAAGUGAAUUCUCUCCUCCCUCUCCACGGUUUUAGCUUGUCGUCUAGCUGGCUAGGUUUAGGAUAUUUAUUAGCCCAUACCAGUGACAAAUUUAGCUAUGUUAUCGACAUAUGCCAAAUCUAGCUCACAUAUUUUGCUAGCUAGAAAGAAAUAGCCACAAAUUCAUUCAGAAACGGAGGAAGAGUAUAGCUAGCUCUAGCAAGCUAACGUUAACAUCUGCGUCUUUUACAAGAAACAACUGUGGCAACAUUAUCCUAAAAUCAUCAAAUAAACUUUAGCAAAAUUCACAAUCCAUCCCUCCAAAGAAAGCAUGGCUCUGGGGCUUCUCCAAAAUGCCACCAGAUCAGCGAUCAGAUCCAUGGCCGAAGCGUCUCAUUUUAGUUUGCCCGCAGUCGGCAGGCUGUAUAAAAAAAUCCCCCAGAGCCACAGAAUGGCCGAAUUAGCCAAUGCGCAGCCCCCAGCAUUCCUUCCAUUGUUGAUAGCCGUGGAAGUUCUCAGGAAUGAAAUGUGCCUCGAAGAUUGACAAGUAGACACCCCAUUCACCUGCCUAAUUCUCACAAAUGUAUUCCAAUUUUUACAAAGUUUUGCAUUCAUCGUGUGACGCUGACCGCGGGGCGUUGUGGGAUUUUUUCUGAAGUUAAAGCUGAUUUGGAGAAAACCUCAAACCCAACUUUCAGAACAACAUUAUAAUAUUAUAACAAUUUAUUUAAGAGUUUGUCAUUUGUGAAUGUUUUCUUGGGGUGCUCUAAGUUACUAUUAUAUGGGUUUCUGGCAUUGAGAGGUAAGUGCUACACUGCGUUUAAGGUUAGGGUUAGACAUAAGGUUAGCAGUGUAGUUUGUAGAAAUAGGCAGGGUUAUACCAUAAUUAUGGCUUUGUGGCUGUGAUAAAUAGUGACAACCCAGAAACAAUGAGAGCACUGAGUUCCGUUAUUGAACAUUGCUUUGUUUUGUAGCUGCUGAAGGUUUUUAACUUGUGCAUUUUUUUUCUAAAGGAGAAUACUAAUGGGUUUUGCUUCAGUAGUUUGUAUUACUUGUUAACUUUAAUGGAACCAGCUGGGUUGACAUACGUUCUGUGACCUUGCGCCACCCUUAGUCAUCUCACUACCGUACUAUUGUGGUCCUCUGUAGCUCAUUUGGUAGAGCAGUUGGUAAGAGCAGUUGAUAGAGCAUGUGUAAAACACAAAAUUCACGUGUAAAACACACAAUCAAUUAGAAAGAAGUGGCUUUGAUUCCAGGGACCACCCAUACGUAAAACGUAUGCAAGCAUGACUGUAAAUCACUUUGGAUUAAAUGGUCUGCUAAAUGGCAUAUUUUGCAUAGAUAUUACUGUAGCUAUUGUAACAAGGUGUCCUUGACUUGGACAGUACCUAUGUUUUUCUUAACCUUUCAGCCUCAAUAGUGCUAAUGGACCCUUUAUUAAAUCACAUGUGACUGACCUGCUGGAUUCAGUCUUAUGUAGAAACAUUUGAAAUUGUGUUUUUUACAUUGGAUAAAAGUAGAGACUUAGAGCUACAAAAUGGUAUAUCAUACACUACAGUUGAGGAACAAUGGGAAAGUAAUUCUGCUUUGAAAGUUGAUCAACUUGUAACCCCACUUUUUAGAAAAUGGCCAUUGAAUGUUUUGGUACACCAACUGGAGAGCUCUUUUUUGUCUACACCCAUUCAGCAUCGUUCACACCCUCUUAAGCCUUAGCCCCACCCAACUCUUUAAGGAUUCACACGUGAGGCCAUGUGCUAAACAGAGUGAAUACGGUAGUGUACUAAACAACCAAAGAUUUCAAGACUAAAGGCAGGUUUAUACUACGUCUAUUGACAUGUAUGUAUACAGUUGUCGCAGUGACAUCAUGAACAUUCUAUUGUUGUCCGACAUUAAACUUGUCGUUGUCGUUAUGAAAAAGUGUUAAACACAAAAAUGACAGGCUGCAUGACAUCAGCAGCCUGGUGGUCCAAAAUAGCAUAACAGGUGUAUUUGAACACCUAUAAACCCAUCCGUUUAAAAAUUAAUGUAGUAUAUGUCAAUCUAGCAAACCAGGCAACUAAAAGCAACUUUCUAAACAAUGUUUAUGUUCGUUUCUAGCUUUUUAGCUAGCUAGCUAACGUUAAGUUAGCUGGCUAGCCAGUUCAAAUAAUGACCAUAUCAUAUAGCUGACAAUGUCUUCACUUUGGAUACUUUGUAUUCAUUAAAAUAAACUCACAACAAGAUCAUUAUUUACAAGUUAAUGGCAAGCUAAUUACAGAAAAUAGCCUACGGUUGUGAGUGUGACGAAAUAAAAGCAGGGCAUUCUACCGGAGAAUUUUAAAACUUGGACGCUGUCUCGUUGGCCUAACAUUAUAUCCUAAUUUGACUUUGGUGCAGGUCAUAUUAUUCUUCACAUUACCGUCGCUGAUAAACACACACUAUCAAAUAAUAUCUACGUUUAUUUGUCACAUGCACAGGAUACAGAAGGUGUAAACGGUACAGUGAAAUGGUUACUUGCAGUGGAGUCUUUUGUUUAGACAUGUAGCUAGCUAGCUAGCAAAACAAUGAACCAUAAUCCCAAUUCAUAACGUUACUACCCUGCAUUAAUCUACAGGUAGCUAAAGCUAACCAACUAGGUUCAAUUUUAGCUAGCUAGCUAACAUUAGGCUUUAACUAGCAAUGCAAAUGGCUUUGAGAUACGAAUAAUAUUACUACACAGAUCAUACAUGUAAUGUUAGCUAGCCAGCCAGCCAGCCAGCUAACGUUAGCUAGCUAACAGUACACUUUAACUUGCAAUGAAAAUGACUUUCUGACAAAAUUAGAAACAUAUAAUAUCUAAAAAUGUAGCUAGCUAGACUCUCUUACCCAUAUACAUUGAUGAAUGCUUCUCCCUCUCAGUCACGGAUGCCAUGGUUGCCCUUAGUUUUAAGAUGUAAUCCGGAGAUAGGUGUUUUAUACAACAGCCUUCUGUGAGUUCUCUUUUCGACUCCCUCCGCAUAUUUGCAAUCAAACGCCUGAAUUUUCUCCAUCUCCUUAGCUUUCAUACUCUGCUUCCAUUGGGCAUUCCACUGAUUUCAAAACUCAGUCCUCCAGAAAGUGGAGAGCAUUAUCAACACUUUUGCAAUUCUUUGUGAUAUCUUUCAAAAAAGACGCGUUAGAAAGGAUUAACUACACAUACUGAGCAGCUCAUAUUAUAGACAGAAGCCUGCUACAUGGCAGACCAAUCCGAUCUCAUCUCUCGGCAUGUCCAGCCCAUCCAUUAUCUCAGCCAGCGGGAAGGUUCCUGUCUUUUUCUGUGGCUAAAACAGCUCGUAAUUUAACAAUGUCAUUCGUAUUUACAGAUGGCAUAUAAGUUUGUUAUUAAGGCACAUGAAUGUUCACAUGUUCCAGAAGGCAUUUCUACCAAAAAAACAAAGUUCAAAUGCCUCUCCUGUGAAGUAGUGACGCGCGACAUAAGCCUAGUUUCCUGAAACGAGUCACAUAUCACAGCAAGGUUGAUAUUAUGUCAGCAUCAAGGUUACAAGGUUACAAUAACAUAGCACAUGACUCAUGUGAUCUGACCACAAUGGCCAAGAGGAUAGUCUAUCUCUAUGGUUCAUGGAGCAACUUGACAUAGUGAAUGUGCCCGUUGAAUACAGUGAAUAUGACUUGUUGACCUAGUAUUUAAUCUAAGGACAUGCACAAAAGGAAUGCAGAUUCAGUUUCACACUUCCUCAGUCACCACCAUCUCUCCCUCUCUCUCGCUCUUUCUUUCUCUGUCUCCUCUCUUCUCCAUCUCUCUUAUUUUUGUCUCAUUCUGUCUUUCCUCUCCUCUCUUUCGCUCUCUCUCACUCUCUUUCCUUCUCUGUUCCCUUUGUCUUAUUCUCUCUCUCCUCCAGGUGGUGUAUCUGACUAAGUUUGCAGUGUUCCGCGACUCGCUCUACUACACCCUGUCUGUGUUGGCAUUGAUUGCAGUGAGUAGCUGAUCAUCUAAUCUCUAGUCUACUUUACAUAAUGAGGCCAUUCAGACUGUCUAGGCCACUGGGCUCAUAGAGGGUUGUGGGGAGGAGAUUGUUCUGGCAGCUGCUUGUGUGUGUGUCUGGGGUUCUCUGUAAUAUAGAAAGAACUGGGGAUAUAUGUAUCAAGCAUCUCAGUUUAGGAGUGCUGAUCAAGAAUCAGGUCCCAUAUGUCCAUGUAAUCCUAUUCAUUGUGAUCUAAAAGGCAAAACAUCCUACAUCAGAACUCCUAUUCUGAGACACUUGAUAAAUACGACCCCUGUAUUGUACUGUAGAAUAAAGUGCAUACCUUUUCACACUAUCAUACUUUACAUAAUGAGGCGAUUCAGACUGAGAGCCCCUAGUGGCUUUUUAACCUUCAUUUACUGUCUAGCCCACUGGGCUCAUAGAGAGACAGAGACCCAGCGGGCCGAUAGACAGACCAUUCCUCUGCUCUGCGAAAGAAGGGAGUACACAGAGAGAGAGAGAGAGAGAGAGAGCGAGAGAGAGAGCGAGAGAGAGAGGAGAAGAGAGGAUAUAUAGAGAGCAGAGACGAAGUCUCUCUCUCUCUCUCUCUCUCUCCUCUAGCUCUCGAGUCUUCUCUCUCUAUCUCUCUCUCUCUCUCUUCUCUCUCUCUCUUCUCUCUCUCUCUCUCUCUCUCUCUUCUCCCCUAUCCUCUCCUCCCCUCCCCCCCCACAGAGACAGAGACUUUAGAAACUCUAGACAGCACUUUUAAUGUAAACAGUAUAGGAACCGUUCUUUGACUAUGCUACUUUCUCAUAGCCAUCAGUCUGUGAUAGUAACUGCACCCUUUAUGCAUCGCAACAUUCAAGUGUUUCUAAGUUAGAGUUUAGUUUCUUUAUAAGAAAAGUAAAGUUGAUGCUCCUUCCCCUUGAAAGUAUGAACUUUAAUGUAAGUAUCUUUUCCCUCUUUCAUUUUCCAAGGUCAUUUACGAUGAGAAGAUAGUGUGGUGAGUACCCUGAUGUGUGUUUCCCUUGUGUCUCAGCAGGAGGUUUGUGCGUGUGCUUGUGUAUGUGUAUGCGCCUGCAGACAUUCUGACUCUACUCUGUCUGUCUCUGCAGGUGGGAGAGCUUAGUGCUAGUAGUGAUGUACUUUGGGUACAUUCUGAUCAUGAAGUGAGUUCCACUGGGACCUGUUCCUUCCCGCCUCAAAGACACAAACACACACAUACACACACACACACACGAGCACACGCUACAAAUAGUAAAAUCCACAUAUAGUAUAUAAUAUAAGUUGAGUAUACUGUACUGUGUAUAAACUCUCAACUGAAGAUGUAAAACCUUUUCUCUUUUCUCGCAUCAGAUUUAACACCAGCAUCCAGAACUAUUUCACAGGGAAGGAGGACAAGAGCUUGGCCAACGGUAACACAGUGAUCAGCAGCGAGCUGGAGGAUGGUAAUGCUUGUUAUGACAGUUACAUAUGGGAUGAUCCGUCCAAGCCGUUACUUUCUCCAGGUAAGGGUAACCAGACAGGCUUUAUGGUCACCUCUCAGCCAACCCUCUGGCACUCUGACUGACCUUCUAGCACAACAACUACUCUACUGUAUCUGGCUGUCCUGGCAAACCUAGAAGCUAAUCUUAGCUUCUACUCUUGGCUCUUCCAAUCUGGUUUAACAUUGUCAAAAGUCCUUUCCACCAUCUCCUCCCUUUGGCUUGAUGUUGUUCGUUCCUCUUUGGAAACUCUUAGCUCUGAUCCUUCAAACAGAGUUACAUACAUAUCUUCUCUAUUACUCUAUUUUAGACUUUGUGUCUUUCUCCGAGUGACUCUGAUCUUCUCUCAGUGAUAGAGGCUGUGCUAUCUUUCAGAGUUCUCCUCUCCUGUAUGGUCUAGUAGACGCAAACUAAACUUGUGCUGCCGUGUGGCAGCCCUGUCGCUACUGUAACGAAGCCUGUCUGUUUAGCCUUACUAAACCUACCUGCCUGCUGUGACCUGGUCUGUGAGCUGUGACAUGUAUUGCCAUGCUGUGUAGUGAUGUGGUGUGCUAUACAGUUCCAUGUCUCACCCUCUUCUGCUGUGUCAAGUACAGUCCAUUAUUUCAGAGUCACAACAUGUACAUCAGUGGAGGAUGGUGGGAGGAGCUAUAGGAGCUCAUUGUAAUGGCUGGAAUGGAAUCAAUGGAACAGAGUCAAACAUGUGGUUUCCAUAUCUGUGAUGUGUUUGAUACCAUUCCAUUUAUUCCAUUCCAGCCAUUACAAUGAGCCCGUCCUCCUAUAGCUCCUCCCACCAGCCUCCACUGAUGUACAUGCAUGUGUAAUGGUGUGUGUGUUGGUGUUGGUGCGUGGCUGUGCAGGAAUGUGUAUGUCUGCGUGCCUGUGUGUAUGAUGUGUGUGUACGUGUGUGUGUACCUGUGUGUAUGAUGUGUGUGUACCUGUGUGUGUACCUGUGUGUAUGAUGUGUGUGUGUACCUGUGUGUGUACCUGUGUGUAUGAUGUGUGUGUACCUGUGUGUGUACCUGUGUGUAUGAUGUCUGUGUACCUGUAUGUAUGAUGUGUGUGUACCUGUAUGUAUGAUGUGUGUGUGUACCAGUGUGUGUACCUGUUUGUGUCUGUAUGAGUGUGUGUGUAUAUAUCGAAAGAAAAUCUGUCCUGGCAGUUGGCUCACUCCCCUGCACCUCGGGGGUGGUGAUUUGUGAGGUUUUAUUGUUUGUCACACACACGCACACACUGAAGGUUUUAGUGUGUGUCACUCCGGUGGCUGAUGAUCCCAUCUGACAGCGUCUUCAUGGGGCCUUCAUGGGGCACCCCAAUGGUGGAACAAGCUCCCGCUCGACGCCAGGACAGCGGAGUCACUGACCACCUUCCGGAGACACUUGAAACCCUACCUCUUUAAGGAAUACCUGGAAUAGAAUAAAGUAAUCCUUCUUCACCCACCCCCCAUAAAAAAAUAAAAAAAAUAAAGCUGGUUGUCCCACUGGCUAUCAUUUUACAUUUACAUUUUAGUCAUUUAGCAGACGCUCUUAUCCAGAGCGACUUACAGUUAGUGAAUACAUAUUUUUUUAUACUGGCCCCCCGUGGGAAUUGAACCCACAACCCUGGCGUUGCAAACGCCAUGCUCUAUCAACUGAGCUACAUCCCUGCCGGCCAUUCCCUCCCCUGGGCCAAUUGUGCGCCGCCCAUGAGUCUCCCGGUCGCAGCCGGCUGCGACAGAGCCUGGAUUCGAACCAGGAUCUCUAGUGGCACAGUUAGCACUGCGAUGCAGUGCCUUAGACCACUGCGCCACUCAGGAGAACAGAGCUAUCAUAAGUUGAAUGCACCAAUUUGUAAGUCGCUCUGGAUAUGAGCGUCUGCUAAAUUAUGUAAAUGUAAAUGUAAAAAUGGGCCUUGAAUUGGGCCCAGUGGGGCUCACUCUGCUGCUGUCACACAACCACUUUAAUUGCACCUGCUGACAUACUGUAUCCUUCGGCUGGUAUGUGAGUGUGUGUGUGUAUGCGCAUGCGUGCGUUCGUGUGUUUUCGUGUGUGGGUGUGCAUGAGAGAGAGAGAUAGAGUUUGCUGGUCUGGCAUGUGGGUGUAUUAGGCAGGUGUGUCUGGCCAUCCUUGUAAAGGCAUGUCAAUGUGGGUACCUACCUUUGUGGUUCUGUAAUGCUUCUUCUUCUUCUUCUUCUUCUUCUUCUUCUUCUUCUUCUUCUUCUUCUUCUUCUUCUUCUUCUUCUUCUUCUUCUUCUUCUUCUUCUUCUUCUUCUUCUUCUUCUUCUUCUUCUUCUUCUUCUUCUUCUUCUUCUUCUUCUGGUGCUUGGUGUGUACAGUUAGUCUAAAGUUACUUUAUGCAUCUGUCUAUGCUGUCUCACCAUCUCUGUGUCUCCAGUGAAGCCCACUAAAAUGUACAGUCGUGGAUCUGUGGUGAUGGUGGAUGAGAUGAUCAACUCCAGUCCUCCUAACUACAGUUUCCCCGACGCCGGCCUGCGCAUCAUGAUCACCAACCAUUUUGGCCCCAAGACACGCCUCCGCAUGGCCAGCCGCCUCAUCAUCAAUGAGGUGGGAGAGGUCACUGGGGUCAAGGGUUAGGGGUCAGAGGGUACAGGGUCAGUCAGGCGGGUCAGGCUGAGGAGGUUUGACACAGGACCCAAACAUGUAGUUGUUACAGAAGGGGUUAAAGUUUCCCAUGGGGUUGACUUCUUACAUUGUAUAGAAGCCAGGCCGAUUGGAGAGGAGCUCAGUUAAAGUGAUUUACUUAGAAGUGUAGAAAGUUUGGCCAAUCAGAGAUUAGAGAGAAACUACAGUGUAAGACGAUUUGCUGUUGUAGAAAGCUAGCGUGGAACCCCGUAUUAUCGGCAUAUUCAACAGCGUUUAAGAAAUAUAUUACCUUCAACAGUGUUAUCUUGUGAUCAAGCCAUCAAAGUUUUGUGAUUAUUGGUGUCGUAAAAAUGUUAGCUAAUGGGUUAGCAAUUAGCAUGUUUGACAAUUCAGUGUAAAUACUACUAUUAUCAGCUUUUUGGUUUAGCAAAAAAAUACGUCCCGUAUUAUCGGCAUACGGUCCCCAGUUAUUGGCCACCUUACUAUUUGUAUCAAUUACAAGAUAUAUCCGUUUAAUUUAGCUAAAAAAAGAGACACCAACCUCGUAUUCAAAGUAUUUACUAGAUAGUUGACUAGUUGGCUAGCCUUCCGGUAAAAAAUUAUGACUUGCCUGUCAACUUUUUAUUGCGUAGCCCGGUGCCCCCUCCUGUGGACUCUUAAAAAAUGGUUAUUCACCAACAUAUUCAGUGUUGUAACCAAAUAAUGUCUCAUAAUUUGUUUUUAUGUUUUGAGAAAGUAGAUAACAGUUGAAUACUAAAAUAUAAAUGAGUAUAAUUUACAUCAAAUAAAACUUUAAUUUCAGUAAUGUGCAUUGACAUAAACAAUGAAAACACUGUUGGAGUUUGUGUUGCAGAGAUGCACUUGGAAAGUAAAGGAAGAAAUACACAAGAUGGGUUGAAUAAAUAUUAAUUAUAUUUUAGACAUGUAUUUUUCUGUACAAAUAAAUAAUUUAAUAUGAACACAAACAAAUCAAACAAUUAAAUCUCGACCUCCAUCCCUAUAUUGUCACAAAAAUCACAAUAAAAAUCCAGCUCCGCCGCUACCUCUGGAUCCGACUGCACACACCUGCAGUGAAACCAGUGCUGGCAGAGGUCACAGCACACCCAUGGCACCUUGGAUCUACACUCCUGAGGGGAGCUUGCAGGCGGAUCAUGCUCCCCGCAGCGAGGUGGUGUCUUCUUUUAUAAAAAAUAAAAUAAUAAUCAAAUUGAUUAACAUGGUUUUGCAAAAUGUAGAAGUUCUUCAACAACAAUAGUAAUUGAUACAACUGAGAGAGAGAAACAGAUUAUGAAGUACCUGAGAGUGGUGCCAUGGGUGGCGUGACAGACGUGACCGGUGGAGCUUUUCUCUUCCUUUUCUGUGCUGCAGUUUGAGAAAAAGUAGUGUUAGACAGAGCAUGUUUCAUGAAAACCAUUUUCAACUUUUUUACAUCAAUACCUCUGGAGGAAGCUGCAGAAGUUUUGGAGGAGGUGGAGAUGACUUGAGGACUGGUGCUAUGGACUGUAGAUAUGUAAAGAGAGAUACAUUUUUUACAUUGCUGUUUUAUAAAACAGAUAAGUCAUUAUUUCGUAAUUUAACAUGUGUUUACCGGUGGAGGUGGCUGUAUACAAAUUGCAGGGGGCAGGGACACCAGAAGAGGCUGCUAUGGUGGUGUGACCAGGGGAGACGGAGGAGGCAGUUGGUCCAGAGGAGGCCGUGUUGGUGGUGACAGACAGGGGGGGUGGUGUGCAUCGUGGUGGUGGUGGACAAAACCGCUGACGAUGGCGUGGAGGAGCUGGUGUUUGUAAUGGUGGGGUUGAGGGGCCAACGAUGGUGUGGCUGGGAGAGUAGGCAUGUGGCCUUCUUCUGCAGCUGGGGACUCCAGCGGCUCCUACAGGUGUUGCACACUGGGAGGCACUGGCAGUGGUGAUGCAGCUGUCAGGAGUGGUUCCAGCAGGAGGUCCAGCAGAGGCGAUGGCGUCGAUGGUCUCAUCCAUGGCAGCCCUCUCCUGUGCCCUCUGUGUUCUUAGGGCUGCCCAACGCUCUUUCUCCUCUGCCUCGGCCUUCUCCUUCUCACCCAUCUCCUGUCACUGGCGCGUGUAUUCCUCCCCGGUGAGGCAUGUGGCAACCACAGGGCGUCUUCUGUAUCGGUCUGGCUGAUACUUCAGGACAGUAAGGAUGUGCCCCAGGUCCUUUGCUAUCAGCCCCCACUCUAUUAGGGGGUGCUCUUCUAGAGCUAGGGCUGGGACUGGAGCAGGGGCUGAGGGUCCUCCUGUGAUCACUGGGGAGGAGGUGCUGAUGGACGGCACAGUGCUGCUGGUUCCAGUAGAGGCGGUGGUGGGACCCGGUAGGGACCGAGACGGCAUUAAACGGGAACCCUUCAAUGGCUGAAGGGUCAAAAGGGAAGAGGCCACACUUCUUAAACCCUUCCACCACAUAGCGCAUGUCCUUGCAGCACUGGUACGGGUAGCGGAAUACUCUGGCAAAUUCUGAUUUGUUUGCCAUGUAGGAGUGGUCAGCUACAUUGGAGAACUCAGCCUUUAAAGGGCCAAAGUAUGCCACGUCUAGCGGCUGCAGGACACGGGUGCAGUGUGGUGGAUGACAAAGAAGUAUAACCCCUUCCCUUAGUGCCGCCGCGAGCACCUCCGGGUCCAUGCGGCUCUUGUGCCCAUCGAAGAGGAGAAGGAGAGGGCGCUCCUUCACUGCAUGCUUAAUGAAGUGUUGAAACCACUUCCUGAACAGGUCCCCGUCAAUGUAGCCACUGUUGACCGUCCAUACAAGGCUUCGGGGGGGGGGGGCCUCCCAGUGUGUAGUGGCCACCGGGGAAACACUUGGGGUAGAUGAUAAAUGGGGUGACGCAAAGGGGACAGGACGACUGCACCGUAUUGAGGGGAGGAUGGAUGGGGCCAUGUAUCGCGAGAUCUUGGCCAACAACCUCCUUCCCUCAGUAAGAGCAUUGAAGAUGGGUCGUAGCUGGGUCUUCCAGCAUGACAACGACUCGAAACACACAGCCAGGGCAACUAAGGAGUGGCUCCGUAAGAAGCAUCUCAAGAUCCUGGAGUGGCCUAGCCAGUCUCCAGACCUGAACCCAAUAGAAAAUCUUUGGAGGGAGCUGAAAGUCCGUAUUGCCCAGCGACAGCCCCGAAACCUGAAGGAUCUGGAGAAGGGCUGUAUGGAGGAGUGGGCCAAAGUCCCUGCUGCAGUGUGUGCAAACCUGGUCAAGACCUACAGGAAACUUAUGAUCUCUGUAAUUGCAAACAAAGGUUUCUGUACCAAAUAUUAAGUUCUGCUUUUCUGAUGUUUCAAAUACUUAUGUCAUGCAAUAAAAUGCAAAUUAAUUACUUAAAAAUCAUACAAUGUGAUUUUCUGGAUUUUUGUUUUAGAUUCCGUCUCUCACAGUUGAAGUGUACCUAUGAUAAAUAAUAAUAAUAAUAAUAAUAAUAAUAUGCCAUUUAGCAGACGCUUUUAUCCAAAGCGACUUACAGUCAUGCGUGCAUACAAAUACUUGUUCUCCCCACUGUAGCUAAAUAACUUGGCAUACUAUACACAUUUUAGAAAGCUAACUCAAUCUGAAUAUGUAUAAACAUGUACAUUUCAAAGCUAAGGCAUUGAAAGGUGAUGAUGAAAGUUUUCACAAUAACUGAAAGUGUACCCACGUUUUUUGUUUGAUGUUAUCUGUAAUUAAAAUUAGUGUCCCAAUUAGUUUAAUAUUGAUGCAUACAUUGUAACAUUUGACUAAAUACUGCCUAUAUGUAGCUGUUGUAAGAUUAAACAUAGCCAACAGUGAUAGGUGUCAAAAAGUUAAUGGUUCAAAGUUCAAAAUUAGUUUUUGCAGAUUGUGUAAAACACCCCCGUCAAAGGUCAAAGGUAAAGCUUGACAACAUUCAGCUGUUUUUGUGAUAUGUAUUAUCUAAUGCUUACAAUUUAUUUCCUUUUUGCUUACUUAGCAGUUCUAUCAACAUUUAGCAACUAAGCUAGCAACGUUAGAAAAUCUGUUUGCUAUAUUUCAGAGGUAAAAAGUUGGACAUUAAAUGAGGUGUGGUCUGUCGCGCAGUCGAAUUUUACAAUAUGCAGCGUGUCCCACAAAAUGUGUAUGUAUAUAACUUUUCUGAAAACUCUCAAAACCUAACUUAACUUACAUAAAUUGCACUGAAAAUCGGUGGUCAGCUAGCUAGAAGGGUGUCUUUAGUCGCAAAACUUACCGUUAUUUUCCAGUCCAUUUAAAUGUUGAACUCGAGGUGAUUUUGUCCUCCAACCGCUAGAGAGUGUCCGAAGUUAGGGGGUGUCCGAUGUUGGUGUACAGUUUAGAGUGAUAAUUAGCCCACUUAAGUUUUGAUAGGCGGCCUGCAUGCUUCAAUCAUACUUGGCACAUUAUAUGAUCACUGUAUGUGUCUCUAUUGAUCAAAAUAUCCUGGGGGAUAUUCAUAAAACUUUACUAGUUCAUAAAGUCAUUGCUCGGAGAAAGAGAAACAUACUAUAAAUAGCCCAUGAAAUAGCAUGUGGGCCACUAAAUCAGGUGUGUGAUGUUGCUACUACCACUGAGUGUGUGUGUGUGUGUGUGUGUGUGUGUGUGUGUGUGUGUGUGUGUGUGUGUGUGUGUGUGUGUGUGUGUGUGUGUGUGUGUGUGUGUGUGUGUGUGUGAGCAGCAACAGAGGCUGGUGCAGGCGUCAAAUGGUGUGGACAACGAAACCAUGGUGAUCACUGAUGGUAAACCUGAGACCUUGGAGAACGGCACCGUACCAGAGGACAAGACUGCUGAGGAAGAGGAGGGAGAAGCCCUGAAUUCACCCUUCACCAUCCCUGGUGGGUGUGUGUGUGCGUGCCUGCAUGCAUGUAUGUGUGUAAUAACUUCAAUUACAUUGGCUGGUACACCAAUAAGCUGCUUUCACACACUUUCACCCACUACUCAAACUGAACGCUCACCCCCUUAGUGUACUUCAUUGGUUGUAAUGAACAUGAGCUGCUGUUUCUUGUUCCCUCCACCAGGGGGCUGCAUGGAGAAAGUGAAGUGGCUGAUCUCCUGGCCCAUCCUGCUGCUACUCUACUUCACUGUGCCAAACUGUGCCAAGCCUCGCUGGGAACGCUUCUUCAUGCUCUCCUUCUUCCUCUCCACCGUGUGGAUCGCUGUCUUCUCCUACUUCAUGGUCUGGAUGGUGAGAUGUUGGAGAUUCUUUCGAGCUUACAUGUCACUCUCGUUUUCUGGGAGAAGCAAAGAAACAUUGAGCAAUUUGAUUGUUUUUGCAACCAGAGUUGAAAAGUCCCAACUUUAUAGAAAUGAUCAGUGACGAGACUCCACGAUAACCAAUCGGGUAGGGAAGCUCUCUCCUCUAGUCGUUAGCAAGCUUUGACACUGUGCUGGAUAGGCCACGAACCACGGUGCUGUUCGUUUUGCAUGCUAUUUGGAAGAUUUCUGUCUAAUCUGUUAAAUGUGUGUCUGUGUGUGCAGGUCACCAUAAUUGGCUACACUCUGGGCAUCCCUGAUGUGAUUAUGGGCAUCACCUUUCUGGCAGCUGGCACCAGUGUCCCCGACUGUAUCGCCAGCCUCAUUGUUGCUCGUCAAGGUUCAGCACUAUUUUCUUUCUUUCUUUCUUUCUUUCUUUCUUUCUUUCUUUCUUUCUUUCUUUCUUUCUUUCUUUCUUUCUCUCUCUCUCACAUUUCUGAGAACAGUACCAGUAUACUGUAUGGUCUGUACAGGAUUUUCCAUAUCGAUCUCUCUCUAGGUCUUGGGGAUAUGGCGGUCUCCAACACCAUUGGUAGUAAUGUCUUUGAUAUCUUGGUGGGACUGGGGCUACCAUGGGCGAUACAGACCAUGGCUGUGGACUAUGGCUCUGAGGUAAAGGAAGUGCAUCCAGGAACUGUUUUCCCUCAUGCCUCUUGAUCUCGAUCUAGAUCUCAGAUUAUUUAUCUCCCUCCCUCUCUCCCUCUCCCUCUCUCUCUCUCUCUCUCUCUCUCUCUCUCUCUCUCUCUCUCUCUCUCUCUCUCUCUCUCUCUCUCUCUCUCUCUCUCUCGCUCUCUCUCUCUCUCUCUCUCUAGGUGAUGAUCAACAGCAGAGGGCUGGUCUACUCUGUGGUGCUGCUUUUGGGUUCUGUGUUUCUGACAGUGAGUUAAAUGACGUUUCUCCAUUUUGAACUUUGCACUUUCUCUCUCGCUCUCUCUCUCUGUGUCUCUCUCUCCCUCCCUCUCCCUCUCCCAUGAUCUCUGUCUCUUACACUAUUUCCUCUCUCCCUCUGUGCCCUGCAGGUUCUGGGGAUCCAUGUGAAUCAUUGGAAGUUGGACCUGAAGCUGGGUGUGUACGUGCUGGUGAUGUACGUCAUAUUCCUGUGUUUCUCCAUCAUGAUCGAGUACAACGUCUUCACCUUCGUCAAUCUGCCCAUGUGUCUGGAGCAGCUGUAG
Messenger RNA from Coregonus sp. 'balchen', 21815 nucleotides. The record is from the annotation of a GenBank genome assembly. NCBI's taxonomy places the organism in Eukaryota, Metazoa, Chordata, Actinopteri, Salmoniformes, Salmonidae.